GAGCCAUUACACAUGCACCAGCAUAGAGGCUUGUAAAGAAAUAUUUGUCAACAACAUGUCUCUCCUAGCAGUAUAUAUUGAAUCCAUUGGUGAUUGGUGAGUGGCAUCAACACAAUCUGCAAAAACAAGUAGUGCCAAUGGAUUCCAAAGUAGUUGAACAAGAAAUUCAACACCUGCCAUUAGAACAAGGAACGGAAAGACCUUUAGAUGAGUCGAAAGAAAAGGAGAGGCGAGCAACUAUUAAAGAUGAAAUAUUUCAAGCAUCAAUGGGGAAUAAGUGGACAAAAGUUCAGCAACUGUACAUCAACAACGAGUUUGUCCGUGAAUCCAAACUCACCAAAUCUGAAGAUACUACUCUUCACUUAGCUAUCUCUUCUUACCAUCAAGAUCGAGACGAUCUUUUACAUCAUCCUCAUCUUACUUGUAUUAAGGAAAUGAUUGCCAGCAUACCAAAGGAAAAUCGACUAGGUAUCUUAAUACAGAAGAAUGAAAAAGGGAACACACCUCUUCAUCUUGCAGCAGAACUCGGGAGUGUUCCCAUUAUUGAGUGUUUGGUAAACUCAGAAGAUCCUACUCUCAUCCGGGAGACCAAUUCAAAAGGGGAAACCCCUUUAUUCAUAGCUGCUUAUCAAGGCAAGCUAAAAGCUUUUCUCUACCUACAUAAGUGUGUUCAAGAUGAAAAAAAAGAAGGUCCAGUUGAACUUUGUAGAAGGGAAGAUGGGGAUAACAUUCUACACGCCGCCAUCUCUGGCGAGUACUUUGAGGUGGCUUUUCAGAUAAUACAUUACUAUCCGCCACUUGUCAACUAUUACAACACAGAGGGCAUGUCUCCUCUACACUUCCUUUCCAAGAUGCCUCAAGUAUUCAGAAGUGGCAGCCAUUUUCGGUUCAUAGAUAGUAUUAUCUACUACUGCAUAAAUAUCGAUGAGCUAGAGCUAAUGACAUAUGAAGCUGAAGGCAAAGGCGACUUCAAACUUAAACUCCGUUGGAAUCUCCCAGAGAACUACCAAGCACUGGCGGAGUUCUUGGAACUACUUUGGAAUGGGACUCGGAUAAUUCGUGAUUAUAUUAAAGAAACAAAUUUUGGGUGUCAAGGGAAAAUGUCUAGAGCUACUACUAAAGCAACUAAUGUGAAUCCAGAGAAGUCAUCUCCAGGCCAUCAAAGUUAUCGUCAAAAUGAUCCCGAGAAUCCCCCAAUUAAAGAUACUACUGGAGCAACUAAUGAGAAUCAAGAAAAGAAGUCUCCGGAUACUACUGGAGCAGCUAAAGAGAAUCAAGAAAAGAAGUCUCUAGAUACUAUCGGAGCAACUAAUGAGAAUAAAGAAAAGAAGUCUCCAGCUGAAGGGAAGAGAAACGGCAAGUUGUUUCCAGCCAAUUACACCAUCUUUAUAGAGUUUCUCAAAUGUCUAACGAAGAUUGUGCUAGUUGUAUUGGGUAUUGGACUCCAAAGGAUAAAAAAAUUAGAGGUAAGAAAAAGGCAACAUACAUGGGGAGUUCAAAUUAUGAAGUUGAUGAUUGACAAUGAAAAACGUUACAAAUUCUAUGAAAGUACUGGAGAAGAGCCAGAAGAUAGGGACCACCAUAGUCAAGACCUUGCACCUCCUACAGAACCUCCCCUAAUAGUUGAGGAUGAUAAUAAAAAGGACGAAGACCAGAGUAAGACUGCAGUGACCAAGCAAUCACCAACUGCAAGCGCAGAUGAGAAAAAGAAAGAUGAUCACAAGUCCGAGUUGUCCAAGCCGAACAAGGACACACCCUUAUUAGAGGAGGCAUCAAGGAUGGGAAUUGUAGAGAUGGUAGAGAAGGUCCUUAAAAUUUUCCCAACAGCCAUUCAAGAUACGGACUCUAAAGAGUUGUCCAAGCCGACCAAGGAGACACCCUUAUUGGUGGCAUCAAGGAUGGGUAUUGUAGAGAUGGUAAAGAAGAUCCUCAAAAAUUUCCCAAUAGCCAUUCAAGAUACGGACUCUGAAGAUAAGAACCUACUGCUUUUGGCUGUAGAGCAUAGGCAAACAGAAGUCUAUAAUUGGUUAAUAGGAGAAAAGUAUCCAGAGUACGUGUUUUAUCAGGUGGAUAGAAAAGGAAACAAUGCAGUGCACCUAGCCGCAAGGUACCAGAAGCUCGAGGUGUGGCGCAUCCCUGGUACCGCUCUACAGUUGCAAGGCGAAAGGAAGUGGUACAAGUAUGUCAAGCAAACUUUGCCACCACAGUCAUAUGUUCGUUAUAACAAAAAAGGUCAGACACCAAGACAGGUCUUCAUAGAGACGCAUGCAAAGUUACUCAAAGAUGGAACUGAAUGGCUCGUCACAACCGCCAAUUCAUUCUCUGUCGUUGCAGCACUGAUUGCUACAGUUGCAUUUGCUACAUCUUCCCAAAUCCCAGGCGGUUCCAACGAAAGUGGUUAUCCAAACUUUGAAAAUCAACCUGCUUUUGACGUGUUCUCUAUAUCAUCACUUGUUUCUCUUUGCUUCUCUGUCACGGCCCUGGUGUUUUUCUUGGCUAUCCUCACAUCUCGAUGCCAACACAAUAAUUUCGAGAAAGAAUUGCCAAGAAAGUUGCUUCUUGGAUUAACUUCGCUUUUUGCAUCAAUAACCGCUAUCUUGAUCUCAUUCUGUGCCGCCCAUUUCUUUGUCCUCCGUGAUAAGUUCAAGAAUGCGGCAUUUCCAAUAUAUGCGGCAACAUGCAUACCCGUGGUGUUUUUUGCAUUAAAUCAAUUCCCUCUCUAUGUUGAUCUCAUAAGGUCAUACAUCCAAAAGCGGCCUCUUCGUAGCUAUAAGGUGUUUUAUACAGAUUCCUCAGUAGCAGAUCAGAAGAAAGAAGGUAAAGAAAAGGAGGACUAAAACAGAUGAAAAUUAUGACGAGCUGGGCGGUGCCGGGUUUGCAAAUAAGAUUGGGUUGUUUUGUGUCAAAAGAUGACAAGAAAGGUUUUUAUUCGUCGAGAUGAAGAAAUCAUUCUUCUAUGUAUCCUGAAUAAUCUUACACUUUUUUAAGAGUUGCAUGAUUUCAUAUACCUUGUUUUCUAAAUGUUGUUUGAUAAUUUAUGUGAACUUAAGGGAGUCUUAGGGAACUUAUCAUAUCUAGAUAGCACGAAAAAGGUAUUAUCCUAUUUGUAAUCCUAUUGAAAAAAUAAAAAAGCUCAGCUUUACAAGGA
Messenger RNA from Lycium barbarum (goji berry), 3148 nucleotides. RefSeq lists its product as uncharacterized. The record is from RefSeq and is a predicted model, not a curated record. Gene Ontology annotation, molecular function: protein binding. NCBI's taxonomy places the organism in Eukaryota, Viridiplantae, Streptophyta, Magnoliopsida, Solanales, Solanaceae. Bases 138 to 2837 code for a protein of 899 amino acids. The transcript is spliced from 13 exons.